Anguilla rostrata (American eel) is the source of this 10472-nucleotide messenger RNA. It is a transcript of the gene atm, whose product is annotated as ATM serine/threonine kinase. The record is from RefSeq and is a predicted model, not a curated record. Lineage: Eukaryota; Metazoa; Chordata; Actinopteri; Anguilliformes; Anguillidae. Gene Ontology annotation, biological process: DNA repair. Gene Ontology annotation, molecular function: protein binding; protein serine/threonine kinase activity. The transcript is spliced from 62 exons. Bases 215 to 9592 code for a protein of 3125 amino acids.
AAAAUUACUUUUAUUUUGAAAUACGCGUUGUUUGCAGUCACAGGAAGUACAAUCGGGUUCAAUUGGAUUUUCUCGUGGCGCUUGAAAAUGCUGUGAUUCUGACAGCUGUUGAAGUAUAAUAAUUGCAACAGGGAGCGCAAAACAAUACAUCUGGUGAGGUGAAAUAGCUGGCGCGUUGGGCGGCGGAGCGGAGUCUUUGCCCUGCAGUGCAAUCAUGAGUCUGGUACUUGACGAACUGUUUAUUUGCUGCCGUGGAUUGGGAAAUGAAAAGGCCACGGAGAGGAAGAAAGAGAUGGAUCGAUUCAGACGACUCAUCCGCUCCUCCGAAACCGCGCAGGAACUGGAUCGCGUGUCAGGAAACAGAGCGUCCAGACAAUCAAAACAGCUCACAUGGGACACUGUAUUUAGGUAUCUGCAGCGGUACCUCCAGAAAGAGACAGAGCUAUUGCAGUCGGGCAAGGCUAACGUGUCAGCCUCCACGCAGGCCAACCGCCACAAAAAGAUGCAGGAGCUGAGCAGCCUGGUCAAAUACUUCAUCCGCUGCGCAAACAAGCGAGGUCCGAGGCUAAAAUGCGGAGAUCUUCUCGCGCACAUCGUGGACGUACUGGGCGGUUCCUUCACAUCCAGUGCCUACGGGGAAGACUACAGCAGCAUUCUGCUGAAAGACGUCCUAUCCAUCCGCAAGUACUGGUGUGAGAUCACCCAGCAGCAGUGGCACAAGCUGCUGGAUUUGUAUUGCGGACUCUUCAACGGCCUCUCCAGAGCCAUCAACCGCGUCCUCCUCAGCCGGAUCAUCCACGCCGUGGUCCAGGGCUGCUGUCUGCAGACCGACGGGCUGGCCCACACGCUCUUCAGCUUCUUCUCCAAAGCCCUGGGCAGUGCCAGGCAGGAGAAGCACCUGGCCGUGCUGGAGCACCUGGUCUCCGCCCUCAACGUGUUCCUCCGGGCGUCGGCCACCAACUGGCGGGCGCGGGCGUGUCGCCUCGGCGAGGAGCUCCUCCCCUCGCUGCUGUGCGUGUGGGCCCAGACCCGGCCCAGCCCCGCCCUCAAGGAGGAGAUCCUGCAGUUCUUCCACCUGCAGGUGCGCGUGCACCACCCCAAGGGGGCCAAGACGCAAGCCACAGGUGCCCAUGCGGAGGACUGGGCGAAGUGGCAGGGCCUCCUGUACAGCCUUUACGACGCGCUGGUGGGCGAGAUCGGCCAGAUCGGCAGCCGGGGGAAGUACGUCACCGGGUUGCGGCACAUCGCGGUGAAGGAGAACCUGAUCGAGCUGACCGCCGACAUCUGUCACCAGCUCUUUGGCAAUGGCAUGCAUGAGGUUACCGUGCCCCACCUGAAGGGGGCGCUGCAGGACAGCACCCAGGGGACCCCCAGCAAGCGCAGGCGCAUCGAGCUGGGGUGGGACGUGAUCCGGGACCACCUGCAGCCGAACCAGGACGACUUUGACAUCAUACCGUGGCUGCAGAUCACGUCGGUCCUGGCGUCCCGGUACCCGUCCACCCUGGGGGACUCGGAGCUGGCGCCCCUGCUGUCGGCACUGUGCCAGCUGCUGGCCGGGCAGCGUCGGGGCGAGCGGGGUCCGUACGUCCUGCGCUGCCUGCGGGACCUGGCGCGGUGCCAGGCCCGGCGCCCGCGUCCGCGCCCGGGCUCCUCCCAGGGGGCGGAGCUGGGCAAGCUGUGGGCGCGGCUGUGGGCCCUGACCGUGCGCGGCCUCGGCUCGCCCCACACCGAGGCCCUCAGCCUGGACCUCCUCUGCGCCCUCCUCCAGGGGGCGCUGGUGCCCGUCGGCAGGGAGUUCUGGAAGAUCUUCACCGGCUCUGCCUGCAAACCUUCCUGCGCCACGGUGACGUGCCUGUCCCAGCUCCUGCUGAAAUGCGCCGUCCCCAAAGCUCUGGACCUGGCCUGUGACAGCCUGGGGGCGGGGCCGGAAGGGGGCGGGGCUCCCUGUCUGAAGGAGGCUAUCGUCAGCUGGCUGCUGAUGAACGAGCAAGGCGAGGAGAUGGAGGACAGCUCCAAACCCCACCUCGUCCUCUGCAGACCCCAUGACACGGAAUUUCCACAUCUCCUGGUUCCCAAAAUCCUCGUGUCGUUGAUGCUGAAGGACAGCAGGGCAGGCAUGCUAUUUCUCCAGGGCCAAUCAGCAGAGAGCACAUGGAGCCCGAACACCCCGGCCUCAGAGGGUGAGGAUUCUCUGUCCAAAAUCGAGAGCCUGUACCUGCAGUUCACCUUCGACGAAGAGCCCCCCGCCUCCGCGGCGGACCUGGGCGGGGCCGCGACGCGCCCGGAGGAUGCUCAGUCCACCGCCGUCCCCGCGCUCCGGGAACGGGUGGAGCAGCACCUCCUCUCCGUCGCCGACCACCUCCUCAACUGCUACUCCCCCGAUUCUCAGGCCACGCCCCCAGACUGCCUGGUCCGAGGCUGCUCCCUCCUCACCGGCGUUUUGGCGGGGUACCUGUGCACCGGUCUCCUCACUGAAGAAGAGUCUUACAGGUCCCCGCUCUUCCAGAAGGCCAAGUCUUUGGCGCAGCUGAUCAGCGAGUUCGUCUCCAUGGCGAAGAGCAAGGCCGCGGAGACGGCGACCGUUUCCACGCUCAGGGACGUCACGCAACUCUGCAGGGACUGCGUCGGCAGGGGGUCAAAGGUUAGACCGGGCCUUCGCCGCCAUCCUGUCCCCAUCAUCAUCAUCAUCAUCAUCAUCAUAUGUCCAGAGUCCACUUCUGUAUUUCCCAGGACCCGUGCAGUUUACCGCUAUCCCCCCCAGGUCCCAAGAGUCCUGCCUUUCCCAGUGCUGCUGCUGACCGAGCUCUCGGAAAUCUGCAAAGUGAUGCUGACAAACUCCUGCAAGCCAGGCGCCGCGGUUGCCGAGGACGACCAGAAGGAUGACGACUGGGAGGAGCCGCAGACGCAGGCCGAUCGCCAGGACGACCUUGACCUCUUCGACGACGGGGGCGAGGGGCACAGCGGCGCGAACGCAGAGAAGUGGCAGAGCGCCGACGGCAGCGACGCCCAGUAUGGCACAGGGGUAAGGAGCACGCUCGCUCCGAAGCUCCUGACCAAUCAGGACACGGCGUUCCUGACCGCUCUGGAGUUCCUGUGCCUGUGCGCUCGCUCGGAGUUCAUCCACGGCCUGUCCUUCCGGCCCGCCGAGGUCCGGAGGCGGCUGCUCCUGCUCCCCCACCAGAUCGACCGCGCCAACCCGCUGCACCUCCACACGUAUCUGACUCUGUUGAAGAACCUACCUGCUGAAGACACGAUUCUAACGGCUGAAGAUUUUGACUCCCUCCUGGGUCCUCUGGCGGAUCUGUGCUCCUUGUACCGGCAAGACCAGGAGAUCUGCGCUGCCCUGCUGCUGGGCCUGCUCCCCUGCAUCCGCUGUCUGGGCCGGGCCCAGAACCAGAACCAGGCCGAGGACAUGAGGGACGUGCAGGGGGCCUUGCUGAAGGUCGUCUCUGGCUUCUGCAUUCUUUCCAAGACGGGCAAGUGUACGGCGUCUGUGAGAGCGGGUCUGGUGAGGUGUUUGGUGACCCUGCUGGAGGCCGACCCCCGCUGCAAGUGGGCGGUCCUCGCGCUGAGGGAGGAGGAGCUCCCCGUGUCCGUCGUUCUACCCUCCCACCUGGCCGACGCCCACCACCACGUCCGCAUGCUGGCUGCCAUGACGGUCAACAGGCUCUUCCUGGAGUGGACUCCGGACGGCUCGGAGAGGAAGAGGAUGCUUCCGCUGAAGCUUCAGCAGAAGGCCUUCGAGAACGUCUACCUGGAGGCUCAGAAUGGCAUGACGGUCCAGAGCGGCGGCGUGCCGGAGGAGCGUCCGGACGAGGCGCGUAACCGGCGAGCGACGCUGCUGAAGGGCCUGGCCGUGGUGCUGUGCAGCAGCCCCGUGUGUGAGAAGCAGGCUCUGUUCGCCCUCUUCCAGGCCUACCGGGAGAACAAGAUCGACGAGAAGCUGGUCAAGAAGGUUCUGGAGAGCGUCUCGAGAGCGCUGAGCUACAGGAGCGGGGAGAGCUUCGUGAACUCUCACCUGCACUACCUGGUCACUGAGUGGCUGCGUCACUACAGCCUGGGGUCGUUUCCCUACGGGCUGCUCUACCACACCUCCCUCCACGAGUUCUACAGGUCCUCCUACCACGUCCUGGUCCCUCACCUGGUGUACCUGGACGACUUUGAGCAGGUGAGGGUCGUGGGGGCGGAGCUUGGGCAGGACUGGAAGCAGCUGCUGGCCGACUGCUUCCCCAAAAUCACCGUCAACAUCCUGCCGUACUUCGCCCCGCCCGGGCAGGACGGCCACGCCGCCCAGCAGAGGGAGAAGGCCCACCGGGUCUACGACCUGCUCAAGGACAGCAGCUGCCUGGGCAAGGAGCAAAUUGACAGCCUGAUCAAGAGUAACCUGGCGGACAUCGUGGUGGAGCUGCUGAUGACGCUGUACGAAGGGGCGGGGCAGGAGGAGGGGGAGGAGUCUGGAGACCUGCGCAGGUUUAUAGGGGAACUGGAUCCAGCCCCGAACCCUCCUUACUUCAGUUCGUACGUGAUCAAAGCCACGCUGGACUACCUCAGCAAGUGCCACGGCAGCAGCGGCAGGUCUCUGGUCGCCAUCCUGUCUAAGACCCCGAUCUCCAUCCAGAAGAUCCUGCUGGCGGUCUGCCAGAAGGUGGCGGAGACGACCAACGCUUACGAGCGGCACCGCAUCCUGCUGGUGUACCGCCUGUUCGUGGGCCUGCUCCUCCGCGAAGUGAAGGAGGGGCUGGGCGGGGCCUGGGCCUUCGUCCUGAGAGACGUCGUCUACACGCUCAUCCACCACAUCAACGGCAGCCCGGCCCAGUUAGAUGAGGUCACUACCCGGAGCCUCUCGCUGUGCCUGGACCUGCUGGAAUCCGUGUGCCGGACAGCUGUCCUGUUCUGUGAGGAUGCUCUGGAGUGCCACCUGCAGGUCAUUGUUGGAACUCUCACCACACAGGUGACCGACCAGCCAGCCAUCUCAGAGCAGGUGCUCAGAUUGCUGAAGUUCCUGAUUAUGGAGAAUAAGGACAACGAGCACCUGAGGAGGGCCAUCCAGCUGCUGGAGCCCCUCCCAGAUCGCCCCGCCUUCCGACAGCUGCGAGAAGCACAGCACGCGCUCAAAUACAGCACUGGGGAAUUCACCCUCCGACAGGAAAUUGAGUACUUCCUGUCAGUGUCAUCCUGCGACUCCCUCCCCCUGGCCCGUCUGGAGGGGCUCAAGGACCUGAGGAGACUGCUGCGCACCCAGAGGGGCCAGAUCAGGAGCCUGCUCCAGGAGUGUCAGGCGGACCCUGCAGACAGUGUGCUGGUGAAGCUGGUCCUCAGCCUCCUGCAGCUCUGCAAGCUGGCUGUCAAUCACCCGGGAGGGGCGGAUAUCCUGGAGGCUGCUGGGAGCUGCCUGGGAGAGCUGGGGCCGCUGGACCUCUCCACCAUUGCAUUGCCCCAUGGGAAGGAUCGGGUUACUGCCCGCGCCUCCGACCUCUUUGUGGACAUCGAGCUGCGGUGGGCCUUCACCCUGUUUACCUACAUGAACAGCGCGCUCACCCACCACCGCAUCGAAGUGAGACAGGCAGCUGCUCAGUGUCUGAGGGACAUCCUGGCCACUCAGACCGGGCUUGAGUUUUGGGCGGCGUACAAAGACAGUAAGGACCCCAUGCUGGUCUACUUCUGCCCCUUCAGAUCAGCCAAGAAGAAGGCUGUGGAGGUGAGAGUGCCGGAGGCCAGCUCGGACUCCCGGGCGCAGCUGGAGAGCCCGGCUCUGUGGGACCCCCAGCAGGGGCAGCACAGCGACUGGCUGAGGAGACUGUGUCUGGCGCUGCUGGACAGCGGGGGGGUGCAGAGCGAGGCUCUACUGCUGUCCCGACCCCUGUGCCAGGUGAAGACGGACUUCUGCCAGAAAGCUCUGCCCCUCUUCGUCCACAACAUCCUGCUGCGGGACACGGAUGGCUCCUGGAGGACCCUGCUGUCCAAUCGCAUCGGAGACUUCUUCACCUGCUGCGCCCGCAGCUCCUCCUCCUCCAGCCGCUCCACCACGCCCCUCCUCCCCGACUCUGGAGAGACAGAUUUUGCGAACCAGGGCCCAGUGGACAAGAUCUCCCUGCGCACGAUGCUGGCGGUCAUCGACUACCUGAGACACCAGCCGAGAUCACCGCCUGGCAGCUCCUCCCAGGGGACCGUCUGCGACUCAAACUUCUGGCUGGAGCUGAACUACCUGGAGGUGGCCCGGGCCGCCGAGACCUGCUCCGCCCACUUCACCGCGCUGCUCUACGCCGAGAUCCACGUGGACAGGCGCAGGUCCACCCUGGAGGACAGCCGCAGGUCUCAGUCCAGGACGUCCCGCAGGAUACUGUUUGACGACGGCAGCCAGAACUUCGCCAUCGCCGGGCUCACGGAGAACGGUGGGGAGGACACAGGCAUCAGCCUACAGGACCUGCUGAUUGAGGUGUACAGGAGCAUUGGAGAGCCAGACAGUCUGUAUGGGUGUGCGGGAGCCAAGAUGGCCAGUCCUCUGACCAGGAUCAGGACGUAUGAACAUGAGGCUCAGUGGGGGAAGGCCCUGGCGACCUAUGACCUUCACACCAGUCUCCCGGACGUCACACGACAAGUGGGGAUCGUGGAGGCCCUGCAGAAUUUCGGGCUGUGCGGCACCUUGGUGACGUACCUGCGGGGGCUGGAGAGCGAGGGGGCGGACUGGGGGGCGGAGCUUAGGGAGCUGCAGUUCCAGGCGGCCUGGAGGAACACGCAGUGGGACUGCCACCUGUCCGACAGGAGUGAGAAAGCGGACCCAGGCUUUAACGAGUCGGUGUUCUACGCCCUUCAGGCUUUGAGGGAUAAAGAGUUCUCCGCGUUCAGCCAAACGCUGAGAAACUCCAGGGUCUCUGAGGUGGAGGCUCUGUGCAGGGACAGUCUGGAGGCCGUCUCCUCUCUGUAUCCAGCUCUGUGUGACCUGCAGAGGAUCAGCGAGCUGGAGAGCGUGGGAGAACUCUGCUGCAGCGGGCUGACGGAGCUGGGCGUGGCGGAGAUGCUGGGGCGCUGGCGGCGGCACUCGGAGCUCCUGGCCGACAGCGACUUCGGCCUGCUGGAGCCGGUCCUGGCGCUCCGCACGGCGGCGCAGGAGACGCUGGUGCUGCGCGAGCGGGACGCCGGCCGGAGGGAGGGCCUCCGCGCCGCCCUCGCCUACCACCUGCUAGAGCUCUGCAGGCUCGCCCGCGCCGCCGGGCGCACCCAGCUGGCGGAGAGGGCGGUGUUUCAGAUGAAGCAACACGGCAGACCCAGCGCUGGGACGGGCACGUCGCCAUGGCAACUGGAGGAGGCCCAGGUGUUCUGGGCCAAGCGGGAGCAGAGUCUAGCGCUGGGCAUCCUCAGGCAGAUGAUCGAGACGCUAAGCGACCAGGUGGACUUUAACCCUGCGCUGAGCCCCAUGUACGCAGAGUGCUUGCGGCUGUGUGGCAGCUGGCUGGCAGAGACCUGCUUGGAGAGCCCAGGUGUCAUUCUGGAGACGUACCUGGAAAAGGCGGUGGAGGUGAUCGAGGACCACCCCGGCGGGGAGGACGCCCGUCUGCUGGCCCAGAAGACGCAGGCCUACCUGUCCCUCGCCCGGUUCUCGGACGCGCAGUACCAGAGCAUGGAGAACUACAUGAAGUCGUCCGAGUUCGAGAACAAGCAGGCCCUGCUGGAGAAGGCCAAGGAGGAGGUGCACCUCAUGAAGGAGCACAACGUCAACACCAACAGGUACACGGUGAAGGUGGAGCGGGAGCUGGCGCUGGAUGAGCGGGCGCUGGCGGGCCUGCGGGCGGACCGGCGGCGCUUCCUGCUGAAGGCGGUGCAGAACUACACGCUGUGCCUGGCGCUGGGCUCCGACCAGGACCUGUGGGUGUUCCGCCUGGCGGCCCUGUGGCUGGGCAACGCCGACGACGCCAGCGUCAACAAGGCGGUGGAGGAGGCCGUCGAGAAGAUCCCGUCCCACAAGUUCCUGCCCCUGAUGUACCAGCUGGCCGCGCGCAUGGGCACCAAGGUGCCCCGUGGGACGGAGGAGGACCUGGGCUUCCACGACGUCCUCAACGAGCUUAUCUGCCGGGCAUCGCUGGACCACCCUCAUCACACCCUCUUCAUCAUCCUGGCGCUGGUGAACGCGAACAAGGACGAGAACUUCGCCCGCACCCGACUGUCCAGGAGCACCCCCAGACAGCCCUCCCAGCUGGACAAGGAGCGUUCGGACGUGGCGCUCAGGAUCAUCAAUGAGAUCCGGAAGCAGAGAGGCCGGAUGGUGAGCGGUUUGGAGGCGCUCUGUAACGCCUACAUCACCCUGGCCUACCUGGACGCCAGCCGCCACAAGAACGAGAAGAAAGCCAUACCCAUUCCCUCUGACCAGCCUAUUAUGAAAAUUAAGGACCUGGAUGAUAUUGCGAUCCCCACCAUGGAGAUCAAGGUGGACCCCACCGGUCGCUACGAUGACCUGGUCACCAUCGAGUCUUUCAGGCCUCACUACCACCUGGCCGGGGGCGUCAACCUCCCCAAAAUCAUCGACUGCGUGGGCUCCGACGGCAAGGCCCGGCGGCAGCUGGUCAAGGGCCAGGACGACCUGCGGCAGGACGCGGUCAUGCAGCAGGUGUUCCAGAUGUGCUCCACGCUCCUGCAGCGCAACGCCGAGACCCGGAAGAGGAAGCUGAACAUCCGCCGCUACAAGGUGGUGCCCUUCUCCCAGCGCAGCGGGGUGCUGGAGUGGUGCUCCGGCACGGUGCCGCUCGGGGACUUCCUGGUGGACCCGCAGAAGGGCGCUCACCAUCGCUUCCGGCCCGCCGACUGGACCAGCCUCGCCUGCCGCAGGAAGAUGCACGAUGCGGUGAGGUCCGGCUCGGACACGGCGCAGGCCUUCAGCGAGGUGUGCCAGAACUUCCGGCCCGUGUUCCGCUACUUCUGCAUGGAGCGCUUCCUGGACCCCGCGGUGUGGAUGGAGAAAAGGCUGGCCUACACCCGCAGCGUCGCCACCUCUUCCAUCGUGGGCUACAUCGUCGGACUCGGGGACAGGCACAUCCAGAACAUUCUGAUCGACGAGCUGAGCGCCGAGCUCGUGCACAUCGACUUAGGUGUGGCAUUUGAACAGGGUAAGAUCCUCCCCACCCCUGAGACCGUACCCUUCAGGCUGUCCCGGGACAUCGUGGACGGGAUGGGUAUCAGCGGAGUGGAGGGUGUUUUCAGAAGAUGCUGUGAAAAAACCAUGGAGGUCAUGAGGAGCUCCCAGGAAGCCUUGCUGACCAUCGUGGAGGUGCUCCUGUACGACCCCCUGUUUGACUGGACCAUGAACCCGCUGAAGGCCUUUCACCUGCAGCAGCAGCAUGAGGAGCAGACCGAGCUCAACGCCACGCUCAGCUCCACCCCGGGGGGGGACGUGCUGGACGCCCCCGGCAAGGCCAGUAGCGACACGCAGAGCUUCAACAAGGUGGCAGAGCGGGUUCUGCUCCGCCUGCAGGAGAAGCUGAAGGGGGUGGAGGAGGGGGCGGUGCUCAGUGUGAGCGGCCAGGUCAACCUGCUCAUCCAGCAGGCCAUGGACCCCAAGAACCUCAGCCGCCUCUUCCCCGGCUGGCAGGCCUGGGUGUAGCCGCUGCCAGCGCGGCGCCACGCAGCUAAUGCUAACAUCUUCCAGAUACUUCCUGUUUCCGUUUCCACUGAACUGCUUUGUUCUUUGUUGCUGUUUUUUUUUCUCCCUCAGUUCCGUUUGCUUUUUAAAAGAGCUGCAUCUCUUCUGAACAUCACCGUGCACCCUGUGGAAAGAUGUUUUAAAAAAUUUUUUUUAUAGAAACGGUCAGUGUAAUCCAUCUUUAAUCAGCCUGUAGGCCGCGUACAUUUCAGUCAUACGGUUAAGAUUUUCAUAGUACGCUUAAACGUGCCUUCUGUUUUAAAAAAAAUACUUCCAGAAUCUUAAUUUCAUCCUGUUGGAAUCCUGACUCUCAGGAAAAAUUCAGGUUUUUUCCUUCACACCCCCUUCUCUGGUCUGGGAAGUCCUCUUGGUACAGAUGCAUACAGAAAUUGUGUAUCUCAUUAUCAACUCUGUAAAGAAAAAGACUUUUCUCUCAACCUUCUGAACCCACAUGCAAAUAUGAAGAAAAUGAAGUAAGUAAUGCAGUAGAUAUCCAAAUAAAAACCAUCCCCAAAAUGCUGCCCAUUUGUAGUCUAUGAACGGUUCGUAUGGAAAUACUUGAAACUGUAAAUUUGAAAACCUUCAUGCGAAUACUGCACUGAAGUGCACUUAGUGAAAACGUGAUCAAACCCUGUACUGGGCAGUUUAUGCAACCGAGCUUAUGAAUGUGUUAUAUGCGCUUAUUUUUUUCACAAAUAAACUUAUCGGCCUUUUAUACGUAAGCAUUUGAUGUCUGACAGCCGUUUGAAUGAAUUCCUUCUGUAUCAUUUUAAAAAAACUUGCCUAAAAGAGUUGGUGGAUGUAAGAAUGUAAAGACUUCUAAUAAAAUGUGUAAGGGAAA